AUGACCAUUUACAUCGACACUUUGAAGGACAGUCAGCGUCGUAUGACCGAAAUAAUAGUCUUCAAACUGGAAGAACGGAUAAACGUAGUCGAUACAAGACUAGGUGUCCGCAUAGGUACCAUGGCCGUGGUCUUGACAAUGUGUGGCAUUAUCAUCAAGGCUGUGGAAGUUCUGACAGGCAACACUCAAAACUACGCCCUUACGUUGGCCAAACAAACCAAGGCGCUAAAUAAAGAACGGAAACGUGUCAGUACCAUUCUUUACUCUUUGAUGCCGAAGUCGAUUGCUCGGCAGUUGAUGCAGAACUCAACUGUCACUGCCGAAUCUUUCUCAGAAGCGACCAUUUUCCUUUCGGAUAUUGUCGGUUUUACUCGUAUUUGCUCGGAUAGUUCUCCGAUGCAGGUCGUGGAAUUGCUGAACCAUGUGUAUACAACCUUCGAUCGACGCAUCGACCUUUACGACGUGUACAAAGUAGAAACUAUUGGCGAUGCAUAUAUGGUGGUGUCAGGAAUUCCCAAACCUAAUGGUAAGCGUCAUGCAAGUGAGAUAGCUAUUAUGUCAUUGGAUAUGGUGAGUUGCGCAGAAAGUUUGGUAAUUCCUCACAAACCAGGAACAAAGAUGACUUUACGCAUUGGGAUCCAUACUGGAUCUGUUGCAGCCGGAAUCGUCGGCACGAAAAUGCCUCGCUACUACUUAUUUGGUUACUCAGUAAGAAUUGCUUCAAGAAUGGAGGCCACCGGCCUGCCCAAUCGUAUUCACCUGAGUGAACAUACCCGCGAUAUUUUGAAAGACAUCGACUGUUUUGUUAUGAAACAAAGAGGAGAAAUUACAAUUACGGGCAAGGGUAGAAUGGCCACCUAUUGGUUACUGAACAGGCGUAAUAUUGGCGGUUCAGCCUUCAAGCAAGACGUUCAGGAACACCUGAAUUUGAAUGUACCAGAUGCAGGGCCAGCAAAUUCGCAAGGGCUCAUUUAG
Molecule: messenger RNA, 975 nt
Organism: Saccoglossus kowalevskii
Lineage: Eukaryota; Metazoa; Hemichordata; Enteropneusta; Harrimaniidae
Source: RefSeq, a predicted model, not a curated record